This is a messenger RNA of Lotus japonicus, 1688 nucleotides long. Its product is annotated as xyloglucan O-acetyltransferase 1-like. Gene Ontology annotation, molecular function: O-acetyltransferase activity. The coding region runs from base 78 to 1343 and encodes 421 amino acids. Lineage: Eukaryota; Viridiplantae; Streptophyta; Magnoliopsida; Fabales; Fabaceae. The transcript has 2 exons. The record is from RefSeq and is a predicted model, not a curated record. Gene Ontology annotation, cellular component: Golgi apparatus.
UUCCUAUUCUUAUUCUUAACCACUACCCCCUUCAGAAAGAGGUUCUCUUCCCCUCACACCACAAUACCAAACACAAAAUGAAAAGUAGUGCAACAUCAUAUAAAUUCCAAUCGUUCUCCCUCACCUGGAGACUUAUAAUUCCCUGCACAUUCCUAGCACUGCUUUGUUUAUACUUUUACGUUCAGCAUCCUCACUUCAGCUAUAUCACCUACCACUUCUCUCUUUCUCCUCCUCCUUAUUCAGAUCAAAAGGACAAAGCCUACAAGGAACAAUGUGACUACUUUAAUGGCAAUUGGGUUCCUGACAAGAGAGAUCCUUUAUACAAUGCUACAACCUGUGGUGGUACGAUCCAAAAAGGUCAGAAUUGCGUCGCUAAUGGUAGGCCUGACUCGGAAUACCUUUACUGGAGAUGGAAGCCUACAAGUUGUAAUCUUCCAAGGUUUGAUCCCAACACUUUUCUCCAACUAUUUAAGAAUAAACACAUAGCUUUUGUUGGGGAUUCUCUAGCUAGAAACCAAUUAGAGUCACUUCUUUGCAUGUUGUCCACUGCUUCUACACCUGAACAUACCCCCAUGCAUAAAGGUUAUGGUCGGUGGCAUUUCUCUUCUCACAAUGCAACCUUAUCAUUAUAUUGGUCCCCUUUUCUGGUGCAAGGUGUUGAAAGAGUCCUAAAAGGGCCCGGACCACGUCAUAAUACAAUGUAUUUGGAUCAUGUUGAUGAGGAGUGGGCAAAGGAUAUUGAUCAAAUGGACUUGAUUGUGCUUGGAUUUGGGCAUUGGUUUUCUGACAUUCCUGCAAUUUACUAUGAGAGUGGCUCAGUUCUAGGUUGCCUAAACUGUCAUGGUCUCAAUUGCACGGACAUUGGUUAUUAUAUUCCAAUAAGAAAGGCUUUGAAGACUGCUCUUAAUAGCAUAAUUGAGAGGAAGAAAGUAGAAGCUAAAGGAAAUAUUGGAGGUGGUGGUGUCAUUGUGAGAACAUCCGCACCUAUUCAUUUUGAAGGUGGUGCUUGGAAUAAGGGUGGUACUUGUUCAAAGACUAAGCCUUAUGAAAAAGGGGAGAAACAACUUGAACAAAGAGAUGCUGAGAUUAGAAAUAUUGGAAUAGAAGAGUUGCAAAUUGCUAAGGAAAAGGCCACCAAAUUAAAAUUUGGAGGGUUUAGGUUUGAGGUACUAGAUGUAACCAUGUUAGCAUUAAUGAGACCAGAUGGACAUCCCGCUGCUUAUAGGAUUCCAUUCCCAUUUGCUAAAGGGGUCAAGAUUGUGCAGAAUGAUUGUAUUCACUGGUGCUUGCCAGGGCCUAUAGACACGUGGAAUGAAAUUUUUCUUGAGAUGAUGAAGAAGUGAGAUCAAUAGCUAAGGAGAGAGGAGUGAGUCAUUCAAUCCUUGUUAAUAAGUAAUUUAUCGGAUACAAUUCAUGGACACACAAAUUUUUGCGACAUAUGAUUUAGCGGGAGUUUUCAACUGUCACAAACUUUAGUGUCAGUCUAAAACCAUAACUUUAUGUGUCGAAAAAGUGUGAAGAAAAUAUGCAUGUCCGUGUAUAAGUACUCUUAAUUUAUGAAUUUCUCAUAAUUGAUCAAUAAGUGAUAAAUGUAUGUACUCAUGAUACGUAAAUGAGUUUUGAAUUAAUAUCGUAAUGAUUAAGAAGGAGAGGGCAACACAGCCCUCUAAUCUUUUACAUAACACUAA